This is a messenger RNA of Symbiodinium necroappetens, 738 nucleotides long. The record is from the annotation of a GenBank genome assembly. Lineage: Eukaryota; Dinophyceae; Suessiales; Symbiodiniaceae.
AUGUCUGUUUUCAAAGUCCCUCUGGAGCUUGCCAUACUUUGCUGGACAUCCUGGAUUUCAGCAGAUUGUCUAGGUUCGUUUUGCUUCGGCUCCUGGUGCAGGCGAGCGAGAGCUCCAAGUGGCUUCUCCAAGGAACAUGUCCGGCAGAUGUCCUACAGAAAACGAGCGUUCGGGGAUGGCUACAAAUCUAAAGCUUCCUUCGGCAAUAGGCACGCGCGUGUGGUGACAGGACUGAAUGCCUGGAGACAACGGAAUGUGCCGACGCUUUGGGGAGCAGACGUGGCAGUCUCAGCAGGCCACGCUCACACUUGUGCGCUGACAUCAGAUGGGCAGUUGGCCUGCUUUGGAUGGAAUGGCAACGGACAGUGUGAUGUGCCGAUGGGUUUAAAAGCAGUUACGGCAGUCUCGGCAGGCACGGCUCACACUUGUGCACUGACAUCAGAUGCUCAGUUGGUCUGCUUUGGACGGAAUUACUAUAGACAGUGUGAUGUGCCGACGACUUUGGGAGCAGUUGUGGCAGUCUCAGCAGGCGGCGACCACACGUGCGCAUUGACAUCAGAUGGUCGAGUGGUCUGCUUUGGAUACGAGGAACAGUGCCAUGUGCCGACGGAUUUGGGAGCAGUUGUGGCAGUCUCAGCAGGCGCCGACUUCACGUGUGCAUUGCGAUUGGAUGGUCAGUUGGUCUGCUUUGGAUGGAAUGACGAUGGCCAAUGUGAUGUGCCGACGGAUUUGGGAGCA